Brachypodium distachyon (stiff brome) is the source of this 2157-nucleotide messenger RNA. RefSeq lists its product as uncharacterized. The transcript is spliced from 2 exons. NCBI's taxonomy places the organism in Eukaryota, Viridiplantae, Streptophyta, Magnoliopsida, Poales, Poaceae. The coding region runs from base 107 to 646 and encodes 179 amino acids. The record is from RefSeq and is a predicted model, not a curated record.
ACAGCACCUCACAGGUAACGUGAGGCUGCUACCCGGACACGCCGCCCGAGCCACAGCGUUACCCAGCGGCUCAAACUGCACCGCGCCCACGUCCACCCGCCUCCGAAUGCCGCACACAGAAACGACACAGCGUCCACCACGCACGCAUCCACGCGCCGGCGCCGGCAGCGGCAUCGGCAUGAAGAAGAAGAGCUCGGCGGGCGACGACGUGGAGCUGAUCAAGGCGGUGGCGCAGGCGUGGUACGCGCACUCAGGCAACCCGCGGCCGUCGUCGCGCGACGUCGACGAUGACGGGGCCGGUGGCGGCGCCGGCGCCGGCGCACGCCGCGCACGAGGGUACCGGCCGUCCCGGUUCAAGCUGGAGGCCGCGGCAGCGGCGGCGGCGCAGAGCUCGUCCAGGAGGAGGUCGUGGGACUUCGCGCAGUCGCUGUGGGACACCUACGAGCUCGUCACCGUCGCCAAGAAGAUCGAGUCCAGCCUCGCCAUCAUUGACCAGGCCACGGCGUCGCCGCUGCCGCUGCCGCGUCCCGGCGCCGCCCGUGGGGGAGGAGGCGGAGGAGGGAAGUGGGCGAGGGAGAGCAGGCGUAGCCUGAAGAGCCUCUUCCUGCGGUCCUCGUCCAGGAGGUUCGAGGAAUCAAGCAGCUAGCUAGUGCCUAGUGCUCUAUCUUUUCUUUCAUUAGUCCAUAUUACCUGAAAAACUUGGGCAGCUUACAUUAUGAUACACAUUAGAAACAGUUCCGUGAACCACUGCAAAUUUUAGUGAAUUCAGGUAGAGAAAGUCAUCAACGGAAUAGAAAUACAUAUAGCAAAAGCAUUCAACAGACACAUCGUCUGUCAGAGUUCAACUAGGGUAAUGGAGUAUGAUGUAUCUCUAAUAAAUCCAUGCAGUCGGCAAUGGCAAGAAAAUGAAUCAUAGUUCUGGCAAUCGGGUGAUCGCACCGUACGUCCUAAUAACGUCAAAUCAAUGACAUAACAAGAGUUUGCAGGUAAAGGAAAUAGGUAUCAUUUGCAUUGCAAACACUCCAGGUUCUCAGAUAACAGCUGAGCCCCUCUGGUGUCGAUGGAGUGCUUAUUAAGCACCGUCGGAAGGGUUGAUCCUUCUGGCUGUCAAAUGCUCGCAAAAAGGAGUCGUUGCUGGCUUCUCUUAGGCGAUGGACAAAAGGCCUUAGAAGAUGCAAACAUAUGCAAAAAAAUUCUGGCGGAGGCACACCAUUGCCGGGAAGAAGCUCUGAUGCUGCUAAAGGCGAUAGGGUCAAGUGUAUCUCGGAUCCUAUGCAGCUUUUGAGACAGAUCAGAGGUGAUUCGUGGAUAGAAAAGAAGAGCGGUAGCAAGCUACCUGUUUGUAUUGAAGUAACUCCUUGCAGCUCAUCUAAAAAUAAAAGACACAUUGCAGCUAGGAAACAUUACAUGUUCUGAACAUCUGCAGCUAACAGAUAUUGAUGUUGGUUUCUUUAGCUUCUUUGGUUUUUGUCCCUCGAUGAAAUCAAUCUUCAUCUGUACAGGGGCAGAGGUGGAAGUGUCCAGUGUGGCCAGAUUGUUCGCUUUAUCAGGGGGUCACAUUGUUUUGUUCUUUUCGGUAGCCUGUUUUUUCCCCUCGACUGACCAGCAUUUGGUCGAGUCUGACCUGAAUUUAGGACAGUUGGUAACUGCACUUAUUUUGCUCUAGAACCGUAAGUGCUGUGAAAGAAGAGAUCGGCAUUGAGUUUGGAAGAGCUGCAGAUUGCCUCUACUCUUUGUGGUCUGCUAUAUUCUUGAACUGGUUGAUCUGUAAAAUCAGUUUGUGUUUUUGCUAAAUAUUUGUUUUUCUUGGUUUCUCUUGCAGCAAAAUGGUCAAUUUUGCAUAUUGUCAAAAGAAAAAAAAGAGAACUCAAAUCUGCAUAUGGACACCAAGCAACAUGCUGAAGGAAAGGGUGUCUGUACUUUCUGAGCUUGCUCCUUUGCCUCCACAAGGCAUGGACGCCUGGUUAGGAUGUGUUGUGUUUAGUCUGUAGUUGUUUAGAGAUGAUGUGUCGGACUGUCGAUAGUUCAUCAUUUGUUCUCUGAAUAUCUGGAAACCAUCUGUUGUAAUGUUCUUGUUUCCUCGUACUUUUGUUUCAUUGGACCACUGCACAUGAGCAGAUUGACAUUUUAAUUUUAGAUGAUUUGAUGCAUGGAUUU